Messenger RNA from Linum tenue, 288 nucleotides. The record is from the annotation of a GenBank genome assembly. Lineage: Eukaryota; Viridiplantae; Streptophyta; Magnoliopsida; Malpighiales; Linaceae.
AUUUUAACACGCAUCACUUGGCCUGGUGCCCUGGUCUCUUACAAAAACCCGAAGUCCCUCUUCUUCCCCUCUGAUUUCUCCAUUGCCUCUCAAUCCAGCAACAAACAGCUCGAUAGCUGGAUCUCUCUAGCUCUUCCGAUCUGUAACAAUGCCUCUCAGACUCGAAAUCAAGAGGAAACUUGCUCAAAGAUCGGAGAGAGUGAAAUCUGUAGAUCUGCAUCCUUCAGAGCCAUGGAUCCUAGUCAGUUUGUAUUCAGGAACUGUGUGUAUUUGGAACUAUCAGUCACA